ACGUCGCAGACGCCGUUAUUAAAAGGAACGCGCCCUCGUAUACAAGUAUAUACACAUACAUAUCGGCCGCACUCGUGGGAGAAGCCGCCAUGCUGAGCAGUUUAUUCGACCGGAAAUCUCGAUGGUGGACGUGCUGCGAGCUGGAAACGAAAGUCGCGAAUACGAAAAUUGCCCGCUCUUAUAUUCCGACGCAAUCUACAACGUCCGCGAUUUCAUAUCGCGAGAAGACAACGAGUCACUGGCGAAAAGUUAUGGAGACGGUUCUCCGAAUGAAAUAUGCGUCUUUAAAUUGGAUCAGGGGAAGAUUGAUGAGCUCGCGAACGAUUACCACGCCGAAACGUGCGUACCUUCCUUCAGCCACGAAAGUGCGAUACAAAAGGAAUCCUGUGAGGAAGCGGUCAAGAGUGAUGGUGCUCCCUCAAGAAACGAAGAUGAAUCUCGAUGCAAAUCGAAUCGUAAGAGAAAAACGCGUCGCAAGAUGCCCGAUGGAGUUAUCAUUGAUCUUAGCGGUGACGUUUGUAGCACUUUGCGCGGCGGCAUGAAAAUCAGCAUUAUUUCGAUGCAUAAUCCGAUACCCGAAAUGAAAUUUGUCACACUACCAAAAAAACAAUAUUCGACAAUGCGAAAUUUUAAAAGUCCAAAAAUCAGAGCGAUGAAGAAAGUGAUCGACAAUUCUAUACAUGCCGUUCAGCCUUACGCUGAAAAUUGCAGCGAAAGGGAGAACACUCGGAGAUCAAUGAAACGCAAAUGCAAAAAUUAUUCGGGAGAAUCAACGACUGUCAAUGCACACGUAGAAGAUAAUGUGCCGUCACUUAGUACGCCCAACGAGGUUCUUGGCUCAACGCAAUGUUGUCAUCAUCACGAUAGCACGCCGGUUGAUGAUAUUGAUAACGCGCGAUAUCCAAUAUUGAACACAGGACACACGUGCGUCGACGCGAGGGAACGCAUCGCGGACUACCGCUGUUCGAUUUUUAACGACAGGCAUCAGGAAUAUCACAUUUAUGAUCGGGAGAAUUACAAUGUAGACGGUUCCGAUAUCAAUGCGGAGGUGCAAGCUGAUUGGACGGCCGUGUGCUUUCAUCCCGAGCAUACCCGCGCGAAGGGAUGUCGAUGUUUCUGUGAGUUCUCGAGCGAGUGCGAGUCGGAUAUAAAUAUGCAACGCGACCGUUGCCUCCCGACGUCGCGGGCGGCAAGAGAGCUGUUCGAGAAUUCUGCUCUCCCGAAGAAGCAUCAAAGGGAAGAAGCCGUGCGAGGCGGAUCGGGCGGCCUCCGGACGGAUAUCGCGCCUGAAUUCGCAACGGAACCCGAUGAAUAUUCUUCAGAUGGGAUCGAACGGUGCGCGAACUGCGACGACGGGAAGAAAGAAAGUUGGACGAGCCGGAAACGCGUGGCUUCGAGGGCGAGCGUGCUCGCCGAUCUUUGCGAUUCGCCGCGUCCCGCGUCGCGAUGCGAAAUUGAUACGCGUCCCGGGCAACUCGGCUCGUGGACGACGACAACGGCGGUGGAGAGAGACGGUGGCGAUCGAUCGUAUAAAUCAGAUUCGCUGAAAGGCGUCGACACGCGAAUGGAUGCACGCGCGCGAAGAGACAACUGUAUCGGCCGCGUUGUCGCGGACUCGCCGUCGCGUUCCGACCGACGAUGUCCAGGGGAAAAGGGCGGAUUCGCCCGCGAAGUGGAUUCGGAGUGGAAACCGGGCUGCAUUGAAACUGACGCCCAACAAUUGGAUUACAAAUGGAAGGGAAGAAUCGCGACCGUAGACGCCGACGGUACACGCGCGAGGGUGGAUUUCAAAGGGAAACAUGAUUCCAGGUAUAAAUCGGAAGAGGCGAUUCGCGUCCAAUUGCGCGAGAGCGCGGAGAUAAGGAAGCACGAGAGCCUGGAAACGGCCGAGGCAACGUUAGUCCCCGCCUGAUUUUGGCAUCGCAUUGCAGCAUACAUCCAUUUCCGAUAAAUAGAAUUCUUCACUUUUCUCUCGUCUACGUCGCUUUGAAAGUUUGCUCUCUUGUAUAUUUUUCAGAUUCCUCUUACCAUGUUGUUUUACCUAUACAUCUAUAAUAUAUACAUGAUGCAGUUUUAUUAUUAUUUUUUAACGUGAAAUAACAUUUCAAAAUUUAAUGAAACAUACACUCUCCGCGAGCUCGACUGACACAGUUACAAUAUUUCCAAAACAUUUUUAAUAUAAUGUUUUCCGUUACAUAUUUUCAGCUUAUUGCGUGUAGAACGUAACAGGUCUGAAUCGCAAUUUUUUUUGCUCUACAAAUUUUUAAUUAAUUCAAAAUUGAUUUUUCUUUUAAAUCGGAGUAAUAAAAAUUAUGUAGAGCAAAGUUUCCGCAAACGUUUUGCAGGUCACAAACGAGGAGUGACGAUGCAAAUAAUUCCGACAGCGAACGCGAGACGCGCGAUCACUCUC
Monomorium pharaonis (pharaoh ant) is the source of this 2410-nucleotide messenger RNA. RefSeq lists its product as uncharacterized. The transcript has 4 exons. The record is from RefSeq and is a predicted model, not a curated record. The coding region runs from base 122 to 1912 and encodes 596 amino acids. Lineage: Eukaryota; Metazoa; Arthropoda; Insecta; Hymenoptera; Formicidae.